UUUCCCCAAAAUGGCGGAUUAGGGUUAAUUUAGCCCCGGGUUGCGUUCACAGGUAGCGAUUUGGUCCAGGUUUUGCUCACAUAGGGGUUUGUUUUAAGUUUUUACGGAAGGUAGUUAACCUUAUCGAUGUGCCAGUAAGUAACUAAUUUAGUCAGACUUAUUCCCGUCCCUUAUUUCGGUCUUUGGACGACGGCAACAUCGUUAUUGUCUUGAACAGUUGCCUGACAAGCGACUUUCCGGGUUAAACCAUCGAUACUUUGCGCAUGCGAGCUGAGGAGUUUGAAAACAGCAGCGCGAAAAAGCAGGGCGUUAAUAACGCCAAUUUUUAGAUUUCAAAUAAUUAUAUUGUCUUUUAACUAUUUAUGAUUUGUUUUAUGCCUUUAAUAAUUAAGGCUUAAUUGUAUCACUAAGAAAGCUCGUGCACGUUACUUAAGACGCUUUUGGCAGUCAGACGUUGUCAUGUUGUUUCAGCUACAUUAGCUUAACGUUUUGGUUUAUUUCGACUUUUUCACGAGCAAACAUGAAACCCACACGAGGCUCUGACCGGGCCCCAUCAAAAACACCCAACAGGAAAAACAAGGAAAAAGCAGAAACAACGAGUCGGGACCAAGCCAAGAUCAUCCAUCCAAAACCAUCACAGAGGAAAGCUGAAAGAGGAUCAUCUCCUAACCCUAAAAGAGCUAAAGUGCAGGACAACAGGGCGCUGAUGUCCAGGUCCUCCAUCACUGCUCUAGAGAACAUAAUGGACUUAUCAGUACUAGCAACUCUUGCUUUGAAGCGGACAGAGAAGAAGGAAAGCCAGGAGCAUCUGAACAAAAUGAAAACCAUGUUCCUGGCUCAGUGUGCACAACUUAAAGUUCCAGGGCAGAAACAAAAAUAUUCAGAGCAUUCAUCAAGGCAUCACCAGGAUGAGACUAAGAAGUCAGCGGUUGGAGAGAAGAAUCUGAGCAUCUUGGAGGAAGACUUGAGGGCUGUGGUUCGUGCACUGGAGAGGCUGGAGGAGGAAACAGAGUCUUUGCAGCACUCAUGCAGUCAGCUGAGGGACCAGUUAGAGGAGGAAGAGGAGAAAGCUAAAGAGAUUUUACGAAUAAGUGAACGAGCUGUUCUCAAACUUCCCCGUCUUCCUUCUCAGAAAGGUGAAACAUUGGAGGCUCUGCUGAGGAAGUUUAUACCAGACAGCGAUUCUGAAGCCACAGCUCGGAAACUGGGCCAAAUUCUGCAGAAAUCGAAGCCAACCGAGGAUGACCAGGUGCUGCUUGCGCAGGCACGUGAACACGCCGAUUGGCUCUUCCACCCCGGCUGCGUAUUAAAUAGUAGCGCACUGAGUUUUGAAGAAACGUAGCAUUUAUUGGGUUUGAUACUUCUUACUUCCAUAUUUGUGGUUGUCUUUGUGGAAUAUUUCUGCUUACCAUGCUUCACUGGUAUUGAGUUUGCAUCAUAUUCCUGUUUUCAGCUACUUUUUUCUUUGUUUUUUAUUAAUUAUGUGUUCUGCUAUGUGGAUGUUUUUUGUCUUUUGGUGGACAUAAAAGCCUGAUAUCCAACUUCUGUGGCAAGUUUAGGCUAAACAACUGAAAAUUAAAUAAAGUCACAACUGAACAGUGAAUUAAUUAAAAUCCUGCUGCCUAAACUUUUUUUACAGUGGAAGAUUUGGUGUGCUCUGAAUAAAAAACAAGUCCAAAUCUUGCUGCUGCUUGCUGCUUGAUGUUUUGCAAGCCUCGUGAGACAUUCAGCUAACUAAAGCUACUGGAAUGCGUUUAAUCUGGAAAACUUUUGGUUUUAACAAAUUUGGAGAAUCUGCUCUGUGCUGGGAACAAUAUCAUUCUUGAAAGGAUUAUGCAAGGUAUGGGUUGUUUUUUUA
Molecule: messenger RNA, 1858 nt
Organism: Pelmatolapia mariae (spotted tilapia)
Lineage: Eukaryota; Metazoa; Chordata; Actinopteri; Cichliformes; Cichlidae
Gene: cenpq
Product: centromere protein Q
Exons: 8
Coding region: 521-1342 (273 amino acids)
Cellular component (GO): nucleus
Source: RefSeq, a predicted model, not a curated record